Microbotryum saponariae is the source of this 1181-nucleotide messenger RNA. NCBI's taxonomy places the organism in Eukaryota, Fungi, Basidiomycota, Microbotryomycetes, Microbotryales, Microbotryaceae. The record is from the annotation of a GenBank genome assembly.
AUGAGGGCGUGUGGCACUGCGCACGCCUUCGUGUGCUGUGCUGUGCGUCUGCGUGCGCGUGCGCGUGCGCGUUCUCGUCACCCUCACCCCUCGUUGUCUAUCAUAGCGCCCUGCUCAGCCUCGGACCACAGCGAUUUGAUGAUACUGAUGAACCGUCUUACUACCUUAAUACCAGUCUGCCUCCAGCAAGAUUCUUCGAAGCGCCAACGCCCCCCGCACCGCCCCCGACGCGCUCGAGACCUCGGUCGCCCAAGCUCUGCUCGAUCUCGAGAACGGCGUCGCCGAGCUGAAGGCCGAGCUGCGACCUUUGCAAAUCUCGGCGGCUCGAGAGGUGGACAUCAAGGGUGGUCGCAAGGCCAUCGUCAUCUUCGUGCCCAUGACUCAGCUCAAGGCUUUCCACAAGAUCCAGGGCCGGUAAGUCAAUGCGCGCUCAAGCGAUGCGGUCCUUUUCUCUCGGCUUCGAGCCUGACCCUCGCUUUUGCCCGACCAUAGUUUGACCCGCGAGCUCGAGAAGAAGUUUUCAGAACGCCAUGUCGUUUUUAUCGGACAGCGACGAAUGAUGCGCAAGCCAACCCGCGGUUCCCGACAAAAGCAGAUGCGCCCUCGCUCGCGCACGCUCAAGGAGGUCCACUCGGCCAUCCUCGACGACCUUGUCUUCCCCACGGUACGUUUCUGACCACUCUUCCCCGACGCUACCAUUAUCUCCACCCCCCCAAUGUUCGGUAGUCACGUCUGUGGCUCCGAGGAAGCUUCGCUCGCUCCCACGCACCCCUCGGGGAACGAGCACGAUGAAGCAUCAAGAGGAAAGGUUGGAUACAGCGAUGUGAAGCUCCCUCUUGAUCGAGGGAGUGGAUUGCGGUAUCACCUUGACAAUAAGGUACUUAUUUCUUGGUGUUCGUCCCGUCCCUUUUCUGACUCUUGUGCAGGAGGUGACCGGAAAGAGAACGAGGCAAAACGUCGACGGCUCGAAGUUGAUCAAGGUGUAAGCGACGUUUGACCUUGUUCGAACCGUGAUGUUCGACUUUGUCUGAUCAUUACGACAUCCGACUCUUGACAGAUUCCUUGACCAACGCGAUGCCACCUCCCUCGAGUAUAAGCUCGAGACCUUCUCGUCGGUCUACCGAAAGUUGACUGGAAAGGAGGUUCACUUUUCGUUCGUGGCCGGUCAGGAUACCGCGUAA